Magnolia sinica is the source of this 907-nucleotide messenger RNA. Its product is annotated as 11-beta-hydroxysteroid dehydrogenase 1A-like. The coding region runs from base 74 to 907 and encodes 277 amino acids. The record is from RefSeq and is a predicted model, not a curated record. The transcript has 6 exons. NCBI's taxonomy places the organism in Eukaryota, Viridiplantae, Streptophyta, Magnoliopsida, Magnoliales, Magnoliaceae.
AUGCCGAGUUGUGCAUAGAGCAUAAAAGCCAAUCCAAAACUUCCAAAACGAAAAGCCAUUGCAACACUCAGUCAUGGACUCGGCCUACCUUACUCACGUAGCCUUUUCUCUCUUCUUUCCUCUCAUAAUUCUCUACCUUAUAAUACUUUUCCUACCACCCUUCUUCAUAUACAAGCUCUUCCUCUCCCUCCUCCCCUCCUCCAAUGAGAACAUGGCACGUAAGGUCAUCCUCAUCAUUGGCGCUUCCUCCGGCAUUGGCGAGCAAUUGGCUUACCAGUAUGCAAAGAAAGGGGCCUUCCUAAUCCUCGUUGCAAGGAGAGGGAAUGCACUUAAAGAGGUCGCGGAGAAUUCACGCCGGCUCGGUUCACUGGAAGUCCUCCUGAUUCCUGCUGAUGUCUCCCAGAUUGAAAAGUGCAAGGAGAUUGUGGAGAAAUCAAUCAGCCAUUUCGGGCAAUUGGAUCAUCUGGUAGCCAAUGCUGGAUUGGGUGCAUCCUGUCUGUUCGAAGAAGUGGAGGAUAUCGCCCGCUUCACAAAAAUAAUGGAUGUGAACUUCUGGGGUUCAGUCUGCCUGACAUACUACUCAAUCCCUCACCUCCGAAAGAGUAAGGGAAGGAUCAUUGUAAAUGCAUCAUUAGCAGGCCAGGCUGCUAUCUCCAAAGCAAGCUUCUAUCUGGCCAGCAAGGCAGCUCAGAUAAAGUUCUAUGAAACACUGAGGAUUGAACUCGGUUCAGAUGUCAAAAUUACCAUAGUGACUCUUGGGUUCGUCACAUCAGAGAUUACCAAAGGCAAACUCAUGCUCAAGGAGGGCAAAAUAAGAACAGAUGAAGAACAAAUCAAGGUCGUUGGUCCAAUCCCGAUUGGAAGUGCGGCCAUAAUGAGUGGGCAUGCAAAGGAGAAAGAUACGUGA